AUGGGGAAUUCCAAGGGUAAAUUGCGGCAUGAUGCCGACGAUGGUCAACUUUUUGAGGGCUCUUGGACGAUCCCAUCAGCCCCGGCGACACGAGUGCGAGUCGUUGCCGAGAAUUCGUCCGAGAUCCGGCCCAUCGCCCCUCCCACGGAAAUCGAAGAGGACACGAGGAGACCGACGAGUCCGCCAUUGAGAAGUUACAAGAUGGAGGAGCACGAGAACCCGUUCAAACCCCAGGAGCAAUUAUACCAUGAGGUCGACCCGAUCGUCGAGCAAUAUUUGCAUAAACCAUUUCCGCCAUCGCAUCCCGGAUCGGCGAACACGACACCGGUCAAACAGCCCUACUCCAGUCCUCCCGAGGUGGUGAAGCCGCGGUUGCAAGAGACCGCGGCCCCGGCGCCUCCACCGGAAAGAGAAUCACCGGCCUACUACCAGAACGGGCUCUCAAUAAAUGACAUCGGCUUCGAGCAGGAGAAGAAGCAACGUGAAUCCCAGCCUCUCGUCGACCAGGGACGGCCCGAUCACUACAGUCACAAAAAUCCGAACGGCAACGAGGAGCUGCCGCCGGCAAACACCGUCGAAAUGGUGCACAUCAAAAAGAAGAAAUGCGGCUGCUGCUCACUUCAA
Mesorhabditis spiculigera is the source of this 624-nucleotide messenger RNA. NCBI's taxonomy places the organism in Eukaryota, Metazoa, Nematoda, Chromadorea, Rhabditida, Rhabditidae. The record is from the annotation of a GenBank genome assembly.